Molecule: messenger RNA, 879 nt
Organism: Phytophthora sojae
Lineage: Eukaryota; Oomycota; Peronosporomycetes; Peronosporales; Peronosporaceae
Exons: 2
Coding region: 1-879 (292 amino acids)
Source: RefSeq, a predicted model, not a curated record
AUGGACCUGGUGGACCGCCUGCUCGACUACGUGGCGACCGUGCCCGCCAGCGAGAGCGUGGACGAGGUCAAGGACCAGCUCAGCGCCUACACGCACCGCGACCUGCGCGCCGCCUGCAUGCACCUGGACCUGCAGGUGCCGCGCCGGCUCAACAAGAAGGGCGGCUUCAUCGCCACGCUCGUUAACUACUGGAAGGGCGAGGCGCUGCUCUCCAGCACAAAAUUGUCGUCGCCCUCGACCCCAGACCCUUCCAGCGCUAAAACGCCGUCUAAAUCGCCCGCUGCCAAGGCAAAACCCACCUCCAACACCAAUGACAACGCCGUGGACGACGAGGUGCUGGAGCUGGCCAGCUUCGUGCAGCAGUUCCCGGCCGACGGCACCGCCGAGGAGCUGCGCGACCAGCUGAACGGCUGCAAGUCGCGCACGCUGCGCUCCACGUGCGUGCUGCUGGAGCUGCAGCCGCACCGAACAGCCACGAAAGCCAACUUUGUCACUCUCCUGGUCAACCACUGGCAGGGCGCGGGGGCGACAGCCCCGAAGCCCAAGAAGAAGAAGGUGAAGGAGACGUUAGUGACCCCCAAGGCGCCCGCACGGGUGACGGAGCCCAAAGCAACGCCCAAGCCCAAGCAGAAGAGGACGGUUAAGAGGGAUGAAGAGGAGAAGGUGAAGCCCAAGAGAACUAGGGCAGAGGAGAGGGUUGAGGACGAGGAAGAGCAGGCUAGAAAUGUGAUGGCGUCGUCGCUGGAGAAGGCCAAGGUGGUCCAGGAGUGGGCCUCGGCCAUUGAGAUCCUGUCCCGUGUGGACGGCAGCGACGCGAGCAUCUCGUCCAUCCGAGUGCUAAUCGACGGGGUCAUGGACAGCGCCUUGAACGAGCUGUGA